Messenger RNA from Mytilus californianus (California mussel), 647 nucleotides. Its product is annotated as collagen alpha-2(VIII) chain-like. NCBI's taxonomy places the organism in Eukaryota, Metazoa, Mollusca, Bivalvia, Mytilida, Mytilidae. The record is from RefSeq and is a predicted model, not a curated record. Gene Ontology annotation, molecular function: protein binding. The coding region runs from base 57 to 614 and encodes 185 amino acids. The transcript has 3 exons.
ACAGAUAAGCACAUCUUCACUUUACGAUUCUAUAUAUCCAGUCGACAAGAGUAAUAAUGUUUGUUAUACAACUCAUAUCGCUACUACUAACUGCACAACUAGUUGUUGUGAAUAGCUCGUGUAGCUCUAAACUUGAAAGCUCAUUGUUUGAUGACCUUAUUGGAAUGAUGUUAAAGCUGAAAGGAACAGAGCAUAGAGGGCUUGGGAAAGAAAUGAAACAAAAAGAAACUCCUGCCUUUUCAGUCUACAGGGAUGCUCCACAAUCUUUAUCGCCAUCAACUAUUGUAAAAUUUAAUCGUGUAUGGACAAAUAACUUGAAAGGGUAUGAUGUCACUACCGGUAUUUUUACUGCUCCAAUGGCUGGUCUGUACCAUUUUUCUGCAGUUGUCAUGUCUGAAUCUGGAAAAUCAUUAUUUCUUCAUUUAUGGCACAACGAUUCGAAGAUGACUGGAAGUUUCAUUACUGGCGAUGGUUAUAAAACUGGUACAUUUGAUGUUGUACUGAACGUAAAGAAAAGGGAUCGCAUCUAUAUAAGGUGUAGAAAUAACACCAGUCAAAAAAUCUACAGCGAUAGUGAUAACUACAGUACCUUCUCUGGAUAUCUAAUUGCUUAAAAAAACGUUACAGUCAAUAAAUUUUUGUCUUAU